GUGUCCGUCAUAGGCGGACUUUCGUUAAGAGAGUUGACGUUACACAUGCUACGUGGAAAUCGUCGUUUCGCGGACAAGUCAGAAGAAUGGAACUGUUCCGUACUGACACACAUUUUAUUUUCGUGAAAGAGAGGUACAGCCUUUGGUGUGACAAAUACACGGGAGAAUUUUCUGCCAAAUCGGACUGGGAAUGGGCUUCACCAAAAGAUUUAGAAUGCCUUGGAAUAUUUUAUGGAAUAGUUGGAAAAAUAGAACAGCCCAAUGUGUUAGAACCCCGUUUGAUGUUGAUCAAAGAGAUUUCACCAGCUGGGGAACUUUAUGGAGGUCAUAUUAUUUACAAGAUCAAAUCUAUUGCAUUUUUGCACUUUGGCACAGAAAACAAUGAUAUUGGACUUCUGCCAUGCAAGAAGCAUCAAAACUUGCCAAAGAAAAAAAGUCAAACCAGUUUAUUCGAUGUGCCACAAAAAGCAGCUUUUGCCAAAACAUGGGGAACCAUUAAAAGCGCUACAAAUACCAUAAAAAAUACUACCCAACAAGCAGCUGCUCUUGCAACAUCUCAGGUCAAAUCUACAGUAUCCAAACGAAGCAUUGUUAAAGACAAAGAGAGAUUUGAGAAAAGAAUUCUGGAAGAAUUAAACAAAAUUUUCAGUGAAACAGACUCCUUUUAUUUCUGUCAAACUGGUGACAUUACUAAUAGUUUACAAAGGCUUUGUAAUAUAGAAGCACAGCAAAAUGAGGAAGAGCAAAAUAAACCCCUUUGGCAAAGGGUAGAUGAUAGAUUUUUUUGGAACAAACACAUGCUACAGGAUAUAAUGAAUUUGAAAACAGAUAAAGCAAAUUGUUGGAUAUUGCCAGUGAUUCAAGGAUAUGUGCAAAUAGAAAAGUGCAAAGUAGAAGUGGGAUUUGAUGACCAGCCUCAACACGAAACCUUUAAUUUAGCGAUUAUAUCGCGAAGAAGUAGGUUUCGCGCAGGAACACGGUAUAAGCGACGCGGCGUGGACGACGAGGGAAAGUGCGCGAACUAUGUAGAAACGGAACAACUUGUUUGGUACCAUGAUCAUCAGGUGUCUUUUGUACAAGUCCGAGGUAGUGUACCUGUCUAUUGGUCUCAACCUGGAUACAAAUACAAGCCUCCGCCGCACAUCGACAAAGGCGAAGCAGAAACGCAAGUUGCAUUCGAGAAACACUUCACCGAAGAGCUCGGGUUAUACGGACCAAUUUGUAUCGUUAAUCUCGUGGAACAAACCGGCAAGGAGAAAAUUAUUUGGGAAGCUUACAGUAAUCACGUGCUUAAUUACAAUAAUCGAAAUAUAACUUACACGACCUUUGAUUUCCAUGAAUAUUGUCGAGGAAUGCAUUUUGAAAAUGUGUCUAUCCUGGUCAAUGCAUUAGUUCCGUUACUGACAGACAUGGGGUACUGUUGGCGUGAUAAGCAAGGCACAAUUUGCAUGCAAACGGGCGUGUUUCGGGUGAAUUGCAUAGAUUGUUUAGAUAGAACGAAUGUGGUGCAAACCGCUCUGGGUAAAGCUGUCAUGGAAAUGCAGUUUUCAAAGCUAGGACUAAUACCGCCGGAUGGAACGCUACCGACGAAUAUCAGGCAAACGUUUCAGUUGCUUUGGGCCAAUAACGGCGACAUUAUCAGUAAACAAUAUGCCGGCACAAACGCUCUGAAGGGAGAUUACACAAGAACGGGUGAAAGAAAAUUUACUGGGUUAAUGAAAGAUGGCAUGAAUUCUGCAAACAGAUAUUAUUUAAAUCGCUUCAAGGAUGUCUAUAGGCAGGCUACGAUUGAUAUGAUGUUAGGAAACUCGGUGAACGAGGAAGUAUUUCAAGAGCGUACCGAGGAAGAAGACAAUGCUGCAACGGCAAUUCACGUGAAACUGUUGAUAGAAGAUUGCAAGAAGCUACUUAUACCUGACCCGGAAGCUAUUCUAGGCAGUUGGGGCCUGAUAGAUGCCGAUCCUGUUACCGGAGACCCGUCGGAAACAGAAAUGGACACUAUUCUAAUAUUAACGCGCGACAGUUACUAUGUAGCCGAUUACGAUGACCAGAUCGAUAAAGUAACAAACUACCAAAGAGUACCGCUCGACGAUAUUAUAUUGAUCGAAUUCGGUCAGCCCGAGAGUUCAGUUUCUCUCUUUAAAAAUAAGCAAUUUCAUUGCAUUAGAAUAAAUUACAAAGUGGCCCAGGAGUACGGCUACUUCCACGUGUUUCGCAGUACAAAUUUACGUUUUUUUAAUAACAUGGCGGUUGUUAUAAAAACCGAAGAAGAAAGUAUAGAGUCUUUAAGAGCAGUGUGCGAGGCUAUUUCCAUAGCAAUGGAAAUAUCAGGUCUACCAAAGAUUCCUAUAGCGAUGAAUGUAACAUUAGAUAGACGAAAGAGUAAGUUGGUUAAUGUUAAAGGAUCCACAGGACUGUUAGACAUCUCGUCCCUUCCGGAAUUAACCAGAAACGUCUCCGAGACACAGUUACUAGCCCUUAAAAGUGCAGGAACGAAAGCUUUAAAUAACAUGUCCGAGCAAUUCAGUAAAUUGAACAAAUUAAGUCAUAGCUUCAGUGCAAGGAAACCAAUCGACAUAGCGAAAAGUAUAGGCAGAAAGUCUGAGGCAACACCGAAGCCUACUUUUACCGUUGGAGGCAGAGACAUUUUAGGCAAUGUGCAAGGAAAACAUCAUAGCGGUAGCAACAGCAGCAGCGACGACGAGAAUAUAGUAGAAGGUCCGUCUGUUCCUUUAGGAAAACCGGAUAAUUUCAGUCACGAUAAAAAUUUAAUGGAAGCGUACACUCCAUCCAUUGGUAUCAUAAUGGGCGUAAAAAAUCCCGAUGUGAUGGAAAACGAUGAUAACAAUGAAACGAAAAUAUUAUCAAUACGACCCAACAAUCUACCUGAUCAGAAUUUGAACGCGGAGAGUCUGAUUGUUCCAGAGACUGGAUCUGGAACAAGCACUUUAAGUGCUUCUCCUCAAAGGACCACGGCCACAACGCCAGAAAUAACGAUACAAAGCGCGACUGAGGCUUUGAUGGAGGACAAGGAGAGGAUGGUACCACCAUCAACGUUGAAUCUCACAAAGAAUAUUAGUCAUUCGACAGGAGAGGUUGACAGCAAAUUAAUACUCAGCAAUAUGAAUGCCAAUAAUUUGCAAACGGAAAAUAGAUUGCAAGAGAAGAAGAGAUCAACGUCCGAACAGGAUCUAACUUUGAACAUUACAUCCUCUCAAAGCGAAUCUGCCUUGAAGUCAAUAAAAACUAACAUAACGAAUGUCGCCAGCCCGGUGGCAUCUACCGCCAAAGAUAUCCUGUCGCCUUUCUCGAAAUUCGCUAAGGGUGUUCAAACGUUAGGGGCGAAUUUAGAUCCCAGAAAGUUGAAAACGGCACAGGCAGGAUUACAUAGAAACCUUUCGGACCAUCACGUGGAACAACGUCAGAAGCUGCAAGAGAGAUGGGGUUCUUGUCAAUCGAAACUGAUCGCUUUGUAAGUUUGUUGAAGAUAUUAUAGCUAAAAUCUGAAUGUCUAGCAACGUUUAUUGUAAUUCACGAAUUAGGGAAACACAAUAAUAGACUAAUAAUUGGCAAAUUGUCUCGCACUAAUAUAGACGUGAAACAUACUUCUGCAUAGGAAUUGAUAAAUGUACUUCUCGUUGCCACAGAUAUUUCCUAGAUAUAGCAUUGUAAAAGAAUCGUAUUAAGUUGUACAUCUCAGUGCACAUAAUACAAUUGAUUAUUUUGGAUUACUGCCAUCUUGCCGAAAAGUUGCGCAAACAAAGUCUCUAACCAAUAAGAUAUAUUUCCUAUACUUUCACAUAAAAAUUACCUUCUCAAAGUACAAUGUGGUCAAUAUUUAAACUACAAGUCACAGUUGGUGCGUUUGCUUACAAAUUUUCUAUUAUUCUACAUUGAUGAGAGCGGUGUACUCUCACUCCUACACGAAACGACUAUCUAUUCGCAAAAUGCUUUUGGCAUGUUUAUACAAAAUUUUUGUCACGAUAGCGUUUGUAUCGAUUUUAUGAAACGAAACCUAGCAUUGCAUUUGAAUGUUAGAAAUUGUGAAUUUACUAAAGCAACGUGCUUAUACAAUGAAAUUUAAUCCCAAGCGUUCUCUAAAGCUCCACGUUUUUGCUGCAUAAUUAAAUUUUCUUGAUACUUGAAACAUUAUUUACUAUACAAGAUGUGUGUCCCAUUUUCUGUAAGCUCGUCGAUACAAACGUGCGCGUAACAUUUCCGAGUUCGUAUACGUCAGAGAAUUGAAAAUUUAUUUAUGCAGCAAGUUCAUCAAAGAAGCUUUGUAGUCAAUUAUGUAAAUACAAAAAGUUAUUUAAGUGUAGUCUAGUAAAUAACGUAAUAUUGCUGAUUAAAACGAAAGUAUAGUGGCAAGAUGGGAUGUGCAAGGUAAACAAUCACUCUGGAAAUCUGUACAAUGUGAAAAUUAGGGAUGAUAAUUGUACUGAAGUAAAUCUAGAUACCGGAGAGCAAAGAACUAGUAAUGAAAAAUUUAGAACUACUACUUAACAGAAACCAGAAACAAGUUUGUGACUUAUUUUGGAUAUACAAGGAAAGAAAAGCUUUGUUACUGAUAUAUAUAUUGUUUUCGGCAUAAAAUUUCAAUCGAAACGCGUUGAUGUUUCAAAAAAUCAGAGAAGAAUCAUAGUAUUCAUACAUUUGCAUAGUUACAGUAUUAUGUACAAUAUACUUAAACAAUUAUAGUAAAAAUUUGCAUACAUAAUGUGUAUUUAGAUCAUGAAGAAGUAUUCAUUGUUAUUUAAUACACUAUUUAUAACACUGUAGAGCAAAUAAUUAUGAGUUCUAACUUUAGGGAGACAACAUCUUGUAUGUAAAUAUUUUAUUUUAAUCACGAUAUUCUGUGAACAUUUGAUAGUUGCACUAACGUAUGGUAGAAGUAUUACAAGUAAGAGUUUUUCUAGUGAAUGUUUUUUCCAAUUGCAAAUAAUAGUCUGUGAUAUAAUCUAGCAGAACGAGCACAGCCUAAAAUGACAAAAAAAAAAUGAGAAUAAAAAGGUGUGUCGAUUCUGUAGGUCAUUUAGGAAUGCUUUAAAACGAAAACACGAAACGCAGGACAGUUUUCAAGCAACUCAUUUUGUUUAGCUGAAUUCAUUACCCAGAUUUUAUGGUCGUUUAUUCAUUCCACAUAGAACAGCUUAUUUUUAAAGUAAUUUUAUCUUGUAUACCUUGUGAAAUAUUUAUUUAUUGAUGCAGUAUUAUAAGUCAUCGAAGAAAAUGGAAUCUAUAUUUUUUGUUCCUUUUUUCGUAUCAAGGCAAUAUAUAUAUAUAUAUAUAUGGUCCAAUUAAAGUUGAGCAUUCAAUAUAUUAUAACUGAUAUUAUGUGUAUUUUUACAAUAGACAAUUACAAACAAUCCUGACAAACAACGCACGAAAAUGUUCAUAGCCUGUAGAGGCUUUAACUUGUCUUAUAUAUUAGCAGUUACAUUUUCGAAAAAAAUAUAUAUAUAUAAAUAUGUACAU
Colletes gigas is the source of this 5478-nucleotide messenger RNA. RefSeq names its product phosphatidylinositide phosphatase SAC2 (gene sp3). The record is from RefSeq and is a predicted model, not a curated record. NCBI's taxonomy places the organism in Eukaryota, Metazoa, Arthropoda, Insecta, Hymenoptera, Colletidae. The coding region runs from base 87 to 3476 and encodes 1129 amino acids. Gene Ontology annotation, biological process: phosphatidylinositol dephosphorylation; regulation of endocytic recycling. The transcript is spliced from 12 exons. Gene Ontology annotation, cellular component: early endosome; clathrin-coated endocytic vesicle. Gene Ontology annotation, molecular function: phosphatidylinositol-4-phosphate phosphatase activity.